AUGUUAUCGAUGACGCGAAGGAAGUGGGAUGUUACCGGUCUGCGCGAGUCGAGGAAAAAAAGGGGCGAUGAUGAUGAUUGCGAUCGCUCGGACAUGCGGAAAUCAGAGAUAUGCAUGUUUGUUCGAUGGGAGAUUGUCAUGGGAGAUUGUCAUGGGAGAUUGGUCUUGGGGAUCGUGGGAUGGCGGAGUUAG
This is a messenger RNA of Plenodomus lingam JN3, 192 nucleotides long. Lineage: Eukaryota; Fungi; Ascomycota; Dothideomycetes; Pleosporales; Leptosphaeriaceae. The record is from RefSeq and is a predicted model, not a curated record.